Dendrobium catenatum is the source of this 2559-nucleotide messenger RNA. Its product is annotated as nitrate regulatory gene2 protein. The record is from RefSeq and is a predicted model, not a curated record. The transcript is spliced from 4 exons. Lineage: Eukaryota; Viridiplantae; Streptophyta; Magnoliopsida; Asparagales; Orchidaceae. Bases 151 to 2280 code for a protein of 709 amino acids.
CCACCGCUCUCUCUUGUGUACCCUCAUUCUCCUUCUCCCUCUCCAGCUUCACUCUCUACUCCAGCUGCCUUCUCUAACCCACUCAUUUUCCAUUUCAUAGUCAUUUCCCCUGCUUUCUUCCUUACAGGUCCCCUGUUCUGCUGUUUCAAUAUGGGAAACUGCACCGCCUCCAAGCUCGGAGGCGGCAAAGAGGAGCCAGUCUCCCUUUGCCGCGAGAGGAAGCGCCUCCUCAAAGCCUCCGUGAAGGGCCGCAAAGUUCUUGCCGAAGCGCACGAGCGCUACGUUCACUCCAUCCGAGCUGUCGCCGGCGCCAUCAACCUCUUCGUGGCCCGUCAUUCUUCCCCCAACCCUGUUCUCAUCACCCUCCCCUCUUCCUCCCCUUCGUCGUCCUCGUUUAACCCUUCCUUCCUCCGGCAAACUCCCACCGAACCCAAAACCGAAGCUUUAGCAUACCGUUCCUCUGUUUCUUCUUCGACCUCUUCGGCGCCAACUUCGAAUUUGAGAGAAGGGGAGGAAUAUUUCUUUGCAGAGAUGCCGAUGGCACCUCCUUCGGAGACGGAGACGGAGGUUUAUGGGUGGGAUUUCUUUAACCCGUUCGAGGGAUUGACGGCGGCGGUCAUGACGGUAGGGCUUGACCGGAGCUCGGAGGAGGAGUUGAGGGUGGUGAGGGAGCGGGAAGGAAUUCCUGAGCUGGAGGAGGAGGAAGAACUGCAUGACGUAAAGAAAGAUGUUGCGCCGAUGUCAGUGGCAAUGAAAGUUAAGGAAAAUGGGGAGAAGGUGGUGAAAAUAGUGGGGAGUCAAGAAGGAGAAGGGGCCGAAAUGAAGGAGAGGGAAUUGAUGGUCAUGGAAUCAACAGAGAAUAAAAUGGAGCUACUUGAUGCGCUGAAAGAUGUGGAAGAAGAAUUCUUAAAAGCGUAUGAUUCUGGGAAGGAGUUAGCCAGAAUGCUGGGAGCUGAUAUAGUUAACAUUCAUACUCGAGAUGAUGAAAUCAAAGAUAAUUCAUCAAAAUUUAUCCAGGCUAUCACAUGGCAUAGGUCAUCCUCAUCUUUGUCCUCAUCGUCGAGAAGAUCUCUCGUGUGUAAGAACACUUCACUGACUGAAGGAAGGAGUGAGAUUUUUGAAGAUUAUGGGGGAAUGGGAUCAGGAAGCCAUUGGCUCACACUAGGAAGAUUGUAUGCGUGGGAGAAGAAGCUCUAUGAAGAAGUGAAGGCUGGAGAGCAGACUAGGCAAAUGUAUCAGAAGAAAUGCCUACAGCUUAGAAAUCAAGAUGCCAAGGGAUCCGGUUCACACACAUUAGAUAAAUCUCGGGCCUCUGUGAAAGACCUGUAUGCAAGAAUAUGGGUUUCCCUGCGAACCAUAGAAACAAUUUCUAUCAGAAUUCAGAAAGUGCGAGAUGAUGAGUUGCACCCACAACUGAUUGAAUUGCUGCAAGGAAUGAUGAGGACAUGGAGAUCAAUGCUACAAUCACACGAGCAACAAAAACAGAUUAUGUCUAACAUCAAAGCUUUCACUUGCCCCUCUUAUGGGAGAUAUUGCAGUGACUCACAGCGUCAAGUGACUAAGAAGCUGGAGGAGCAACUUGAAAAUUGGCGAUUUUGCUUCAAGAACUAUGUUUCUGCUCAGAGAUCUUAUGUUGAAGCUCUUUAUGGAUGGCAUUCUAAGUUUUUUGUACCUGAGUAUUCUAGGACUAGGUGCUCGGUGCCAUCAUAUGGAGAAGGAUCGCCUCCUCUUCUUUUGAUCUUGCAAGAAUGGUCGAGCUCAUCUAUGAAGCUCCCUGAUAGAGCUGUCUCACUCUCCAUGAAAGGAUUCAUCAACAAUAUGAAGGUUGUAUUGGUAAAGCAAGGGGAGGAACAACAUCAGAAUAGGAAAGUUGAUGCUCUUGCUAAAGAAUUCGAUCAAAGGAUCGCCACAUUGCAUAAAGAUGAGAAUAGAAUAUUGGAGCUCAAGCUAUCAGAUGUGAAGCCUGAACCAGAAGUUCGAGAUCGGGUAGAGUUGUUAUCUGGGAAGAAGAAUUUGGCUGAGAUGUUUAGGCAGAAACUGGAAAUGGAGAAGGCAAAGCAUAGGAAAUGCAUGCAAGAGACAACAGAAGCAACCAUGAAUGGCUUCAAGUUUGGUUUCGGUCAUGUUUUUGAAUCACUGGCAGAUUUCUCCCGAGAGUCUCUAAAAUUGUAUACCCAUCUUUUGGCCCGAAAUGAAAGAGCGAAUGUGGCAGAUGAUAAUGUAGCAGAGAAGAAGAUAUCCCGCAUAGAAGAUUCAAAGGUGGAAGUGGAUAUAAGAUGAUAGAACUAUUGCAUUCUCUUAGGAGAGGCAACACUUGGCUUGUAUAUUAAGUUCUAUCUUUCUUAUAGCUUUACUGUUAGAUCAUCUCUAGGUAAUUUCUGCAACCCUCAAUUUUGUGAAUCUAGUUGAAGCUGCUGAAACUUACAGAGCUUUUGUUUAUAGAGAGGUUGUUAUUGAUCUUGCAGAGGGAGCUCAUGGUUGUUGUAAGUAUUGUUGUAACUCAUUUUUCUUCUUUAAAGUUAUGCAAUGGGUCAAGUAAAGAGGGAAUCAGUUGCCUUG